This is a messenger RNA of Paramuricea clavata, 595 nucleotides long. NCBI's taxonomy places the organism in Eukaryota, Metazoa, Cnidaria, Anthozoa, Malacalcyonacea, Plexauridae. The record is from the annotation of a GenBank genome assembly.
AUGUUGAUGCCAAUUUACUUUUGUUCAGUGAUUCCUCAACACUUACUCCCUUCACUAUUACAUAACCUUUACGUCUCAUCUCCCAAGUGCUUCCUUGGCCUGGAAGUAUUCAAUCUUAUGAAACAAGACAAAAUGCUAUUCGCUUACUGUCCUAUUUUAAAUUAGUGAAGACAAACAAGAAUUUGAGGAACACUGCGAGACUUGUACUUCAAAUGUUGAUACGAUUCAAGAUUGCACAUCCAUUGCACUGCUCGUGAUCCAAGGUCUCGAAAGACUGCAGCAUUGUCAAGAAAAAGUGACUGUUCUUCUUCUCACAAAAUUGCUAAUGGGAUCACCAACCAUUGAGUUAAAAGCUCUUGCUUCAGAUAAAGCUGCUGAAUUUGAUUUGGUUAAAGAUUAUUUUAAAACCAAAACAGGAAGAAGGGAUUUACAAGCACUGAUUUACCAUCUGAUAAUUACUGGAAUGGUCAGUGAAGUUCCUGUUGGUACUCCAGAAAACCCCAGUAUUGUGAUAAAGACUGGUAAUGUUCAGAAUCUUCAAAGUGGCAGUGAAAAGUGUUAUUUUCACACAUGCACAACCAUUUUUAACUGGUGA